Molecule: messenger RNA, 1031 nt
Organism: Papaver somniferum (opium poppy)
Lineage: Eukaryota; Viridiplantae; Streptophyta; Magnoliopsida; Ranunculales; Papaveraceae
Product: peptidyl-prolyl cis-trans isomerase FKBP16-4, chloroplastic-like
Exons: 10
Coding region: 116-796 (226 amino acids)
Molecular function (GO): peptidyl-prolyl cis-trans isomerase activity
Source: RefSeq, a predicted model, not a curated record
UGUUAUCCCCAAUUCCCUAAGAAAACGAAAGAGAAGUAAUCAUUUCCCAUCAUUUUGGUCAUGCUAUAUUCUUCAUCUAAUAAGUAACUAAUAUUCAUAACGGUCACUGAGAAAAAUGGAACUCUCAAUACUUCCUUCUUACAAACAAGGUCUUGUCUCCUCCUUCAGUCCAAUUUCAAGGAGAAGAACACCCAUUAAUCGAAAUUCAUCACGGGCUACAUGUCAAUGUUCAAUCGAUGAUUCAGUGAAACCAUUUACGCUUCCACUGCAAUCCGAUGGAAGGAGGGCUUUGAUGAGUUGUGUUCUUGCAGCAGUUGCGAGUGUAUACAUUUGUGAAGCGGCCGAGGCUGUAAGCACAAGUAGAAGAGCUCUUAGAGGAUCAAAAAUACCUGAGAGUGAAUUUACUACACUCCCAAACGGUCUCAAGUACUAUGAUCUGAAGGUUGGAGAAGGAGCGAAAGCUGUGAAAGGAUCACGAGUUGCAGUCCAUUACGUAGCCAAGUGGAAGGCAAUAAGUUUUAUGACUAGCAGACAAGGACUUGGAGUCGGUGGGGGAACGCCAUAUGGAUUUGAUGUUGGUAAUUCUGAGAGAGGAAACGUACUUAAAGGGUUAGAUCUUGGUACCGAAGGCAUGCGAGUUGGAGGCCAGAGAGUGGUGAUAGUUCCUCCUGAACUAGCUUAUGGAAGCAAAGGGGUCCAAGAGAUUCCUCCAAAUGCAAUAAUCGAGUUGGACAUUGAAUUACUGUCUAUCAAGCAAAGCCCAUUCGGGUCUGCUGUAAAAAUUAUUGAAGGAUGAUAAGAUAAGGUUCUCGUAUUAGUCUCUACUACUAUCAGGUCCAUCGUUACGUACAUAUUGUAUCAGGACUUGACGCACAGUAAGUACUGUUCUUCUGUAAAUGAUCAACCAAGUGUUUUUCUUUGGUUUGAAACUGGUUGAAGUAGUGUUUCAUAUCAGCGAAAUUCAGUGACUGAAGUAGUAUUGUAUAUCAGUAAUGUUCAGGUAUGCACUGUACGAUCUUGCAAUUUAUUCA